CGUCUCCUUUUUGAAGGAUACGAAGGUCAAGAAAACACAACAGGUGCAAAGGUUGAAAAGUGCUCGUUCCUUUCAGAGCAGGUAGACUUAGAGGAAGUUUCUGACUGAAAACGUUGAACUCAGAAGAGACAGACACAAUGUUCAGGAUUUCCCUAGUGUUGGGUGUUUCGUUGCUCCUUGGUGUUGCAGCAAAGCCCUGGGAUAAGCAUACUGAAAAAGCUUUCCAGGAAACUUCAAUGUUCAAACAUGACAAAGGUGAACCAUUCCAGAGGGUGGAGGUGGAGCCACCUGAAGACAUGGAUAAGACUGAUUACGACGUCGACCCAAGAAUGAGGAUAUGGAAAAGCAUGAGAGCUGGUAAACUGGACAAACAGCCCGAGAGGCCCAGAGACGGCUUGGAUGAGCUCCAUCUGCCCUCACUGUCUGAGAUCAACAUAGUUCAAAUCCAAAAAGUGGACCCCCACUCCGACAUUUCAAUAAAGUCUUUGCAGGAAGAUGCCAAAUUCAAAGCUGUGGGGGGUGAAGAUGGUAUUGAUCGGCUUGUUGUGAAAUUACCUGAACCUGACAUGGAUGAAAUCUACCACAAAAUGAGAAAGGGAGAGGAGGCUGCUGGACACUUGGGUCCAAUUGUGGCUAAAAACAACCAUAAUGCUGCUCUAGAGAUAAAUGUGGACCAGACUCGGAAAACAGUUCAUCUUGAGCCAGAGGAGGACAUGGAUGACAUCUACCACAGAGACACCUUCAACCUAGCUCUUCAUCAAGUGGACACCAAAGCUGCAGCUGCAUCUGUCCACAUGCCAACACAGAGAAGGCACUCGGAACCAGAGAAAGAUAUGGAUUCCAUCUACCACAGAAACACCUUCAUCCCAGCCUUUCACCAAGAAGACACCAAACCUGCAGCUGCAUUUGUCCAUAAACCACCACAGAAAAGACACACUCAACCAGAACAAGAUCUGGAUGCUGUCUACCACCGCUGAGUCUGCAAAAACUCUGUCAUCAAAAUCACACAGUUUCCUUGUCAGGGACUGUGCUGCUUAAUUAGAUUCUGUUAAUAAAGUUUAUUUAAACACUCUUAAAA
Oryzias melastigma (Indian medaka) is the source of this 1078-nucleotide messenger RNA. RefSeq lists its product as uncharacterized. The record is from RefSeq and is a predicted model, not a curated record. The transcript has 4 exons. Lineage: Eukaryota; Metazoa; Chordata; Actinopteri; Beloniformes; Adrianichthyidae. The coding region runs from base 138 to 977 and encodes 279 amino acids.